Egretta garzetta (little egret) is the source of this 3396-nucleotide messenger RNA. RefSeq names its product G protein-coupled receptor 141 (gene GPR141). Gene Ontology annotation, molecular function: G protein-coupled receptor activity; oxysterol binding. Lineage: Eukaryota; Metazoa; Chordata; Aves; Pelecaniformes; Ardeidae. The transcript is spliced from 4 exons. Bases 299 to 1243 code for a protein of 314 amino acids. The record is from RefSeq and is a predicted model, not a curated record. Gene Ontology annotation, biological process: G protein-coupled receptor signaling pathway. Gene Ontology annotation, cellular component: membrane.
CAAAGGUACUCAGCGGUGGUCCUGGAGGCAGACGUGCAGGUUGGGAGUAUUUUAGCCCUCACCUCGGAGAGGAGGAGGGAAAUAUCAUUAAACUCCAAUGAGAAGGCUGCCAAUCUGGAGGGAGCUUAACGGGUCCUGGUAAGAGGAAGCAGAUACUGCCCUUGCUUGAGAACACUGCUCCGACCCAUCCUAAGAAAAGGCCUGAGGAACACUUGGUGCUGGUCACCCCACAGGGCUUACGUAAAAUGAAGAGACAAAUAAAUAACACUUGAAGACUAGAGAUAAACUCUAAUCUAAUAUGUACGAGGAAGAUUUCAGGAGCAUGACUGAAGAGAAUAGGAACAGCAGUGACUCCUCCGCUGCCUUCACUCACAACACCACCAUGACUGCCAUACUGAUUACUGUCUACUCAGUUGCCUUUGCUGGAGGUGGGAUCGGGUCCAUCACAAUGUCCUUUGUGCUGGUCAAGAUGAACACUCUGUCCGUGACCACUACAGCCAUCAUCAACCUAGUUAUUGUGCACAGCCUCCUCCUCUUCACGGUGCCCUUCCGCCUGCACUACUAUGUCAACAAGAAGUGGGAAUUCAAGAUGCCAUUUUGCAAAAUGGUGAGUGCAAUGGUGCACAUCCACAUGUACCUGACCUUCCUAUUCUACGUGAUCACGCUGGUGAUCCGGUGGCUCAUCUUCUUUCAAUGGAAGGACAAGGUGGAGUUUUACAGGAAGCUGCAUGCCAUUGCGGCAAGCGCUGCCGUGUGGGUCUUCGUCAUGGUCUUUGUGGUGCCAGUCUUGUGCUUUGAGUACGGACGCUCAGGCUCAUACAAUGAUACAACAUGCUUUAAGUUCCACAGAGAAUUGCAGCAGGAAGGUGUGAAAGCCCUGAACUACACCAUAAUUGUAGCUGUUGCCUGCAUUACUUGUAUCCUCUUGGGCCUGCAGAUUUUCAUCCUCAUAAAAGUAGCGAGAAAACUUUCCACCUCCCUCUGGUCACACCAAGAGUUCUUGGCCCAGGUGAAAAACCUGAUUUUCAUCUGCGUCAUCAUAAUUUGCUUCCUUCCCUAUCACCUCUUCCGGGCCUACUACAUACAGCACGUGGGUGAUUUUGACCAGUUAGAAAGCUACAAUGAAGUUUUUUUGAGUCUGACUGCCCUCAGCUGUCUGGACCUGCUGUCGUUUGUGCUGAGCGGAAGCCGCUUCUUCAAGCAAAAGGUGGGCAUGCUCCGCAGCAGGUUGUCUUGCUGCUAGCGACAACCUCCUGCAGCGUGCAUGGACCUGGGUCUGGCAGGGCACGGUGCUGGACAGGCACGGCAAACCCCCUCCUCAGCAAGUCAGGAGAGUGCAACACACUCGCGCAGGGCUCUGCCCACCUUCUCCCCAAAAUCACAGGACAAACAGCCUCCAGUGUCUCAGCUGGUAAACUGGAAGGUUACCUCUGGGAUUUGCUCAAGGUGCUGCCUAGUGAGUUGCGGAUACACCUGGAGGAGAGGGAGGAAAGGACAUGAGUUCUUCUGUCUUUCGCUUUUUACAUCCAGGUUUGUGAAGUCAAAGGCACUAGGAGGAGACUCAAGAGAGUUUGCAAAGCAUGUAGAAACACAGAAAAGCAGUUUUCUAUGGAAUAAGGCACAGAUUUUUGAAAUUUAAAGAUCUACAUAGUUUCCCACAUCCAUUUCUUAUUUAUUCCCCACAAGGUCUCGUAAAUAUCAGGGAAGCUAUUUUUCCUCCUGACUAGGUUUGUUCCUUCACUCUAAAGACAAGUAUAACUUUCUAAAUGAAUUGCACAAUUAAACCAAUAGUUUAAAAACAAAUUAGCAGUAAAUAUUUAUUUCUUAAAAGAUCCUAUCAAAAUGGCCUUUUAGAGAUGGUAUCACUGCAGCAGAAGAGUUUUGUUCUCUUUCACACAUUACGAAGAUGUCUCCAACAACAAAAAUGUCACAUUGUUACUGAAAUGAACAUUGUAAUUUCAAACAAAAUCCUGUAUUUUAAUUUAAAGGAUUGCUCAAUUAAAAAAAAAGUUAACAGGAUCAUUUUAUUUAGAUCAUUCAGACAGCAGUUGUCUUCUCUUAAAAAGUCAAAUAUUUUAGGUCUCCAAGAUAACAAUGAUUUUUUUCUUCUCCUAUGCUGAUUUUGUGCAAUUCUGAAGUUUAUAACUAAUUACUCACAGUAUCUUAUCUAGAAAUCAACCCUAUACAUUUAGUACUAGCAGAAGAAAUUAAGAUGUCACUGCUUGGAUGGGAGGGAUGGAAAAAGCUAAUAAACCUGGUGUAGCUAAAAAGCAUAUUAUACCUCAGUGAGACAUUGUGAGUUCCUAUCUCUGAACACAGAAUUGAAUUCUACUUGAAAAGAGGAAAAAAAUCAGCAAAAUAAUUCCAUGGAAGAUAUUCAGGCUUUCAUUGCUCAGCUGCUUUACAUCUAUCCCCCUAAGAAGAGUAAAAAUCUCUGACUGCUAUAACCCAAGACAGCAAUGGCUAAUUUAUCUUUCUUCUUCUUGCCAUCUGCAUAAGGUCACUUUUUUUCAUCUAGAGUCAGUGGAAUAAUAUUUUAAUAAUUUGACAAAUUAGAGGUCAUCAGCCAAUUAAUUUCCAGUGACAGUCUCUCCUCAUGAUGCUAUUGAAGCCCACCUUUUCAUACUUCUGAAUCUUUCCAUUCCUUUCUACUUUGCCUUCAACACCUCUUGCUCAUCAUACAGCAAUCGAGUAACUAUUGGUUGAUCUUGCUGUACCUGCACAAUCUGAUUGCUAUACUCGUUGCUUCCAGCCCCGCCAAAGAUGGUUACUUUAUAGGGUCCCAUCUCUUCUAUAGUCUUUCUUCCCUGCCUUCUUUCUGGCUUCCAGCUCCUCUAUAUCUCUUGGGAGGUCUGAGCAUGAGAGAGUAUUUUUGGGGUCAGUAUCUGAGCAAUGCUAUAUAACACAAAAGGUUGGAAAGAUAGAAAUAUCAGAGCUUGCAGUGUGUGUGGAUCUGAGACAAAACUGUCUGAGAAGGCAUUUGCCCCAAAAGGAUCAUGGUAAAGAAGAAGACAACCACCAGCCUGAUUCAACAGUAGUUGGGGAACUACAGAGACUUUCAUAACAUGGGAGGAGUCAGCUUGAGUGUGUGGCUCACUACCAGUUAAUUACGUGCCAUUAAGAAAGCAAUAGACUGCUCUGAUCCAGCUUUGUUUUAAAACUACAUGAACAAAGCAGUUUUUCCUUGUGGCAGGAGAGAAGAUGGAAAGUGGCACAACAUUUCUGUUUCCUCCUAUAGCAACAUUGUUGGUGGAAGAAAAUACCUUGCAUGUGUUCUGUAGGCACUGCAUACCUUUGUAACACUAUAUUAUAACUCUUCUGUCAUAAUAAAGUUGUUAACAAACAAAAUGACUAUGUGCUGAAAAGACUAAGCAAGUCCUUCCUGCAAAUAUGCAU